GCAGCAGAAGAAUAGAGUCCCGGUAGUACAGGGCGGUGAAUCAUCUCGAUCCCGCUACUCUUUGUCAGUCUGUGCCGGAGAUGCCAAGAUGGCUGCUAGCAACUAUUUCGGCUUCACACAUGGUGCCGGUCCGCAAUACAGCACCCAGCCUCCCCCGGCCUACUCCCAUCCCUCCACGGCCAGCUACAGCGUCCAGCAGGCUCCGGCCGUGGCUCAUGCGGUGACGGCCUCCUACUCUCCGGCUCCGGUCCAGGCGGCCCGACCCGUGGCCUCGGCCUCCUAUCCGGCCUAUCAGAGCCACCAGGCGCCUCCAGACUACAGCUACAGGCAGCCGGACCCCCCUCAGCCCACCACCACCCCCCAGACGUACCAGGUAUACUCGGACACGCAGGACAACUACAGUUAUGGACGCCCCGCUGCCGUGACGACCUACGACAACAAACAGUACUACCAGACGAGUAUAGCCACGGCUCAGAGGACGCCUACAGAUAACUACUACCAGACUGUCGGAGUAAAGAGCGCCUACAGUCCAGCUCCCUCCACCGUCUACAGCCAGCCUCCUCCUCCUCAGAGGCAGGUCACCGCCCUCAAACCUCUGGCUCCAUCCAGCUCCGUGUCCACCAGCUACAACAUCUACCCGGCGUCCACCAGCGUCCAGCAGCCUCCCACGCCCAUCUCGUCCUACACGCUCGGCACCUCGUUCAGCUCCACCGCUUCGGCCACGUCCUACUCCGGCAUCAGCUACUCCAGUUAUGAUUCAAUCGGCUACUGCUCUGCAUCCACCCCCUCCUAUUACCAGCCGGCUCAGCAGACUCUGUCCCAGCCGCAGCCUCCACCGCAGCAGUCGCAGCAGCAGCAGCAGCAGCAGCCUCCCAUCCAGCCGCCACCCAAGCAGCUCACCAGCUCGUCCUGGAGCAACUCGGGCAGCAACAUGGUGACGGCUGCGACCGGAAACGCGUACAAAAAGCCCACAUUUCACCAGAGCAAGCUGCAGAAGCCGAAAGGGCCUCCCAAGCAGCCACAGCUGCAUUACUGUGACAUUUGCAAGAUCAGCUGUGCAGGCCCUCAGACGUACCGUGAGCACCUGGAGGGCCAGAAGCACAAGAAAAAGGAAGCGGCCCUGAAGUCUGGGGGUCAAACGGGGACCAGCAACGGGCCAAGGGGGGUCCAGACCCAGUUACGCUGCGAGCUGUGCGACGUUUCCUGCACCGGAGUGGACGCCUACGCUGCCCACAUCCGCGGGGCCAAACACCAAAAGGUGGUGAAACUUCACACCAAGCUUGGCAAACCUAUACCUUCCACUGAGCCGGUGCUGGUGAAUUCUGCUCCGGUUGUCACGACCACCACAGCUGGGAAGCCUCCGGUCUCCUCCUCCUCCUCCUCUUCCUCCUCCUCGGCUCCUGCUUCGGCCUCCACCACCUCGACUCCUGCUGUAACGCCCAAACAAGUUCCCGUGCACACCGCGGUGAAAACAGCGCCGCCGGUCAAGAAACCAGCUCCUUCCAAAAUCACUGUCAUUUCCAACAAACCGACCAGCGCUCCAGCUCCAGCUGCAGCUCCGGCUCCGGCGUCGGCGGUUGUUGCAGCAGCAGCAAAACAGGAAGAACCUGUGCAGCUGUCGGUUCAGAAGAUGGAGCCUCAGAGCGAAGACGAGGACGGAGACAGAGCUGGAGGACAGGGGGACAUCCAGCCGGUGGGACACGACUACGUAGAGGAGGUCCGUAACGAUGACGGGAAAGUGAUCCGGUUCCACUGUAAACUAUGCGAGUGCAGCUUCAACGACCCCAACGCUAAAGACAUGCACCUGAAGGGGAGAAGACACCGGCUGCAGUACAAAAAGAAGGUGAACCCAGAGCUUCCUGUGGAGAUUAAGCCCAGCAACAGAGCCAGGAAGCUGCAGGAGAGCAAGCUGAAGAAGCAGAAGCAGAAGGCGGUUCUGAAGAGGCAGCGAGACGAUGAGCAGCGCUGGCACAUGGAGAUGAGCCGGCGGUAUGAGGAGGACAUGUACUGGAGGAGGAUGGAGGAGGAGCAGAUGUACUGGGGGGAGCAGAGACGCAGGAUGGCGCCUCCACCUCUGAUGAGUCGCCCCGGGAUGCCGGUGCCCCCUCUACUGUCCUGUGUGCGUCGGCCCGACUCCCCGGACGACCGCCACAUCAUGGCCAAACACUCGACCAUCUACCCGGUGGAGGAGGAGCUGCAGGCCGUUCAGAGGAUCGUCUCCCACUCAGAGAGAGCUCUGAAGCUGGUGUCCGACUCCCUGCUGGAGAAGGAAACUCCAGCUUCUCCUCCUGCUGCUGAUACUGACGCUGAAGGUGGAGAAGAAAAAGGAACUGAGAACGCGGCCCGGCUGCUGAAAGGUGUGAUGAGAGUCGGCAUCCUGGCCAAAGGUCUUCUGCUUCGUGGGGACAGAAACGUGGAGCUCAUCCUGCUGACAGCUAAGAAACCUACAAUCUCGUUACUGAAGAGCAUCGCUAAGCAGCUGCCCAAGGAGCUGGCGACAUUUUCUGAAGAUCAGUAUGAGGUGCAGGCUCACCCCGAGGAGGCGAACAUCGUCAUAUUUUCAAGCAAGGAGCCCAAAAUGCAGGUGACGAUUUCCCUCACCUCGCCGCUGAUGAGGGAGGACCCUGCUGCUGAGAAGGACAAGCAGGCAGGAGGAAAAGCGGCUGAGAAAGGUUUGCCUGACAAUGAUCCUCCUGAUCUGCUGAAUAGGAAGAAAUGUCUGGAAUAUCUGGCUGCUCUGCGUCACGCCAAAUGGUUUCAGGCUCGUGCUAACGGCCUGCAGUCCUGUGUGAUCAUCAUUCGGGUGCUGAGAGAUUUGUGCCAGCGGGUUCCUACCUGGGGGAAGAUGCCCUCCUGGGCGAUGGAGCUGCUGGUGGAGAAGGUGAUCAGCAGCGCUACAGGUCCACUGAGUCCAGGAGAAGCCAUGCGUAGAGUCCUGGAGUGCAUCUCUACAGGGAUCCUGCUGCCAGAUGGACCGGGUCUGAUGGAUCCCUGUGAGAAGGAGCAGACGGAUGCUUUGGAGAGCAUGGUGCUUCAGGCCCGGGAGGACAUAACCGCCAGCGCACAGCACGCUCUGCGGCUGCUCGCUUUCCGUCAGAUCCACAAAGUCCUGGGCAUGGAGUCGCUGCCGGCGUCCAAAGCCGGCGCUCGCAACCGCAAACGGCGACGGGACGGCAGCGAGGCGGGGGAGGGCGAAGGCGAGGGCAAGAAGGACAAGAAGGAGGAAGCAGCGAGCGCUUGACCUCCGCCUCCUCAUCGAGGCGUUUACUAGCUUAGAGACUGGUAGAAUGUCACCAAUUUAAACUCUUUUCGUAUCUUCAGAAACAAUCUUAACACGCAGCUAUACACAUAUGAAUAUAACUUUGACUCUCCGUGUUCCGUGUCUACCCUUGAAUUAAGAGGAAUCACGCGUGGCAGGAGGAGGUUUAGAGACUGAAGUGUGAGGAUCUGAACCGCAAUUCCUUCACCCAUCUAGUGGGUUCAUGCAGGAGUAGCGUAUUUAAAAGUGUGCAGAGUAAAUCAGCUCAUUGAAAAAGCAGAAAAAAACAGCAGAAACCACGUCUAUUACCGAUCAUUCCAUUUCAGCAUCGCGGCACGCUAACUACUGACCAUCCCUCCCACUGCAGGCUCCAGUACAGUUUAAACAUCAGCACCUUAAGCUUUAUUUUCACUCCUCUGAGAAGAAACAAAAGGCUGAACUCUGCUGCUCUUCAGGCCGGUUCGAUCUCACCACCUAAUGCAUGACACUCGCUGCUGAAAUGAGAAUAAAAAACAGAGACGGCGUCUUCAGAGGAAACGGACGACGUUCGUUGUGACUAAAGACGACGCAGAGGAAGCGAUUAUUGAGACAUUUUGUGGGGAGAUUAGACUGAAGACUUCCCACCAAAGGCCCAAAAACACACUAAAAAUAACUUACCCCUGAAAAAAUACGUCAGAAAACCCACGAACUCUGCAAAAAAAAAAAAAAAAAACCUGCGCAACGUUCACCCCGAGGUCACACUGGAGAGCAGGUCUGCAGAGACGUGUCGCAUCACACAGUAGCAUGCCGAGGGAAUGAAGCACUUAAGAAACGACAACGUAUGCAGCCAUAGUUUAUCAUUUAAAGAAUAUGCCUCCUAAGCUUCUGUUGCUUUCUUCUUCCAGAGUGAGGAGAGGAGCUUUAGUCGGAAACAUAAGACUGAAUAUCUACUGUAAAGAUCAAACCGCUCUCGUCCUUUUUGACUUUCUUCCUUGUGCCUGCAACAUGUUUUGUGUUCCAGAAGGACUGAGCUUCGUACUGUAUUCAUCUGAUUUCACCAGGAGGGGACUGUUGCACAACGGCGGCUUAGAAGAUGAUGAUGUGAGAGAAUUAUUGUGCAUUUUUAGUUUCAUAUUCGUUUAAGAGCCUCAUGUGACUAAUUUUAUUUCCGAAGGAUGUGGCGGUCCGUUUUGUAUCGUUUUGAUGGGGAAGUGUGAACGUUGCUGUCCUAUUAUUUGAAUGUCUUUGUAGUGUUGCCUAAAAUUAAGGGGAGAUAUAAAAUAAAACGACACUUUUAAGCCA
Molecule: messenger RNA, 4540 nt
Organism: Acanthochromis polyacanthus (spiny chromis)
Lineage: Eukaryota; Metazoa; Chordata; Actinopteri; Pomacentridae
Gene: zfr2
Product: zinc finger RNA binding protein 2
Exons: 19
Coding region: 89-3241 (1050 amino acids)
Cellular component (GO): precatalytic spliceosome
Molecular function (GO): zinc ion binding; single-stranded RNA binding; double-stranded RNA binding
Source: RefSeq, a predicted model, not a curated record